UAGUUAGUAGUGUGGCGUGAUAGGCCGAACUAAGAAAAAUUAUUUACAGAUGGAUAUAACUGUUGUUGGUAGUUGUAUGACAGAUUUAGUUAGCUAUGUUCCAAGAUUACCUGUUCCUGGAGAGACACUUCAUGGCCAUAAGUUCAACAUAGGCUUCGGUGGAAAAGGAGCUAAUCAAUGCAUUGCUGCCAGUAGACUAGGCUCCAAAACAGCAAUGGUUGCUAAAGUGGGUUGUGACACGUUUGGUCAAAACUAUUUGAAUAAUUUCAAGCAGAAUGGAAUAAUUUCUGAUUAUGUCACAACGACAUCAGACGCCAUGACCGGAGCAGCACCCAUAUUUGUUGAUGAUAAAGGCCAAAAUUCAAUUGUGAUAGUAGCUGGAGCUAAUUUGAAAUUAUCAGUUCAUGAUAUAAAUGCAGCUAAAGAUAUAAUAAUUGGUAGUAAAGUUUUAAUAACUCAAUUGGAAAUAAAGAGAGAUGUCACCUUGGAGGCUAUGAAAAUAGCUAAACAAGCCAAAGUAAUAUUGUUGCAGAAGUUAUCGCUAGAGAUGAAUAUUAGAGAUGAUGAAAUUUUAUUAGACAAAGACCACAUUGGUCUAUUGGUAACAACGAUAUUCAAUCCUGCUCCUGCUGUUGAAUAUCUUCAACCUGAAUUCUACACUUUAAGUGACUACUUUUGCCCAAACGAAACUGAGACGGAGAUAUUAACUGGAAUAAAAGCAAUUGAUAGGGAAAGCAUACAAGCAGCUUGUAAUGCUCUUCUUGAUAAAGGUUGUAAAAAUGUCAUCUUGACUAUGGGAGAUCAAGGAGCAGCUUUUUGCAGUCAAAAUAAUAGAACUGUUGAAAAUGUUACUGUUGAAAAAGUUAAAGUUGUUGAUACUACUGGCGCUGGAGACUCUUUUAUAGGCUCUUUGGCUUUUUAUUUGUCAAAUAUGCCUCAUUUGAGCUUGUCUGAAAUUGUUAAAAGAUGCUGCAGAAUUGCUUCAGUUAGUGUUACUGCAGAGGGAACUCAAACAAGCUUUCCAAAACAAGAGAACCUUGAAAAGGAACUUUUCGAUUGA
This is a messenger RNA of Dimorphilus gyrociliatus, 1060 nucleotides long. The record is from the annotation of a GenBank genome assembly. Lineage: Eukaryota; Metazoa; Annelida; Polychaeta; Dinophilidae.